AUGUCAUUGGAUGAGGUAAGCCACAUUUUUUAAAAAUGGCAACAAUCUCUAAUCAGAACUUCAAUAUUUCAGACACUCGAUAAUUUGAACGCAACAUUAACUCAAGUUGCAGAAUUAUUGAAAGCAAUCGAAGUUGCUGUAAUUGUUAUUGCAAUCACAUUAGCUAUUACUUUGAUAGGUUGGUAUUUAAAAUAUAUUUUUAAUUUUAAUUUGUAAUAAUUUCAAAUUCAGGAUGUACUGCAAUUUAUUAUUAUUCGAAAUACAAAAAGUAUCAACCUUUAUCCGAAUCUUCAACUCCACCUCGUUCAACUUAUAAAAGAGGGCUUUAUCAUGGACAAGAUCAAUCCGUUUAA
Molecule: messenger RNA, 353 nt
Organism: Caenorhabditis angaria
Lineage: Eukaryota; Metazoa; Nematoda; Chromadorea; Rhabditida; Rhabditidae
Source: the annotation of a GenBank genome assembly